Molecule: messenger RNA, 816 nt
Organism: Rotaria sp. Silwood2
Lineage: Eukaryota; Metazoa; Rotifera; Eurotatoria; Philodinida; Philodinidae
Source: the annotation of a GenBank genome assembly
AUGGCGAAUACUAAUUCAACAGAUAAUACUCAACGUGAAACAAGAAAUAUUGAAAUUAACAAUGAUAUCAAUCAAUGGGGUCAAGCUAUUUUACGUUCAAAAACAUCAUUGAUUAAACCUUAUUCUAAAUAUACUGAAGAAGGUCUUCGUCCACGUUCACCUAAUACACCAUAUACAAUCUUGACAAAAGAACAAGAAUUAAAUAUUGAUCGUACGGCUAGUCCAGUAUUUUUUGAUAAAUCUCGUAUUUCAACAUCAACUGGAGCAUUUCGUCGUUUUCGUCAACGUCAGACAGAUUCAUUACCAAUGAGCCAUUUACGUACGGGUGGUGCUGUUGGUGGUGGUACAGAAUAUACAUAUGUUACUCCGCAAGCUUAUACAUCAAAAUUACCCGAAAAAUAUAAUGGUUCUACAGCAGAUGGAUAUCCAAAAUGGCAUCCAAAUCGUGCAGGUGAAAGAACUUUAGCACAUUUACGAGAAGGUAUACCGGUCGAAAGAUAUGUUUCAAUUGAUAUGUUUCGUCGUCCACCAACAGCACGUUCAGGUCAAAUUAUAUUUGAUCAUGGACGACCUAAUGAUGGUUAUUAUUUACAAAGAAAUGAAUAUGAUACAACAUGGUUUGGUUCAAAUAUUGAAUUAAAUCGUCGUCAUAUAUUAGAUUCAAUUCAACCAAAAACAGUUGCUGAAUAUGCACAAGACAAAGCUCAUCAACAAGAUCGUUAUAGAAAAGCAAAUGAUAAAUGGCCUUAUUUAUCAGAAUAUGGAGAACAAUUUGUACUUGGAACAACAGUUGAACGAACACAUAGAACAGAGUAA